AUGAAAGUCGACCAUUUGAACACCACUCAGGCGGGUGAUACCCUGUACGCCGCCAUGGUGGAAAAACCCAUGUUCAUCUAUAAAGCCAUAUCCGCGAAGAAAGCUGAAAUUGGUGACAAAUUCCUACCACAAUUCGUUAAGAGCGUUAUAGACAAGCACACACGUGUGCACGUGGCGGUGGCAACACACGCCAUGAAACACGAUGUUGCAUCCCGAGCGUGCGAGAUAGUGGUGAUCGACGAGGCUGCUCAAUUGCUAGAAGCACAGUUAGUGGGGCUGAUAGAUGCGAGUGUAGGACACCUUAUGUUGUGUGGAGAUCCGAAACAGUUGAAGACAUAUGUCGUCAGCAAUGAACUGGUUGGAGCGCACCUCGAUCGGAGUUUAUUUAAGCGGCUAGUGGAUACACUAGGCUAUGAGACGGCUACGCUAGACACCCAGUAUCGCAUGCAUCCGCUGGUUAGCAGGUUUAUGAACAGGCGCUUCUACGGAGGCCACCUGGUGGACAGCGAAAAAAUACUGCAGGCCACGUCAGCCCAGAACACGGUGAGUUGGCACAAGGAAGAAGGGUUUGGCCCUCUGAUGUACUAUGCCCAUCAGGAUUCGGAGCGAGAGGAAGAUUACAAGGGCAAUAUGUUCAACAUGAAUGAGGCCAAACCGAUUAUGUGGCGCGUGUUCCGCUUCCUGAACCGAUUCCCCACUGUACAGCCGAAUACCACUACUAGCACACCCCCGAGAAAGGCCGAUAGUUCAGCGGUGGUAUGCACACGGCAGCCGAGUGUGGGCAUCGUGUGCCUGUUUGAGAAUCAGAAACAAGUGUUGCUGCGUAUGGCGGAGUCACUGUUGGGAGGAUAUAGGAAACAAGUGACGGUGGGGACAGCAAUGGACUUCCAGGGCCAAGAACCUGAUGUCAUCCUGGUGUCACUGACCGCCACAGGCAAUGCCACCAAGCUUCUGCGGCAACACGACACCAUGACUAUCAUUACGCGUGCCGUGCAUUCGCUGUGGGUGUUUGGGGAUGAACGGUUGAAAUAUCAGCAUGCGGACGAUAAUGUAUUUAUGAAAGCGCAGGAUCAAGACACUGCCCUGGAACUUUCGGUGUGGGGCGAGCUUACAGAGUUCUGCAAGGAAGAAGCGGCUGCCAAGUACGUAGAAAAGGGCAUUGACACACUCACCGAGCGCGCGUUGAAGGCCAACCAUGUAGACGAGAAGUUCCUUAAGGCACUGACCAAUUACGAACCGUCCAAGCAAGUGGUGGCAAUGCCCCUCUCGUGGGUUGAGGGCAGUGUGAAAGAACUCAAGAACGCCAUCCUACUGCGGAGUGAGGGAGAUAUCUGA
This is a messenger RNA of Sphaeroforma arctica JP610, 1335 nucleotides long. RefSeq lists its product as hypothetical. Gene Ontology annotation, molecular function: helicase activity. The transcript has a single exon. The record is from RefSeq and is a predicted model, not a curated record. Lineage: Eukaryota; Ichthyosporea; Ichthyophonida. The coding region runs from base 1 to 1335 and encodes 444 amino acids.